Molecule: messenger RNA, 2545 nt
Organism: Girardinichthys multiradiatus
Lineage: Eukaryota; Metazoa; Chordata; Actinopteri; Cyprinodontiformes; Goodeidae
Product: serine/threonine-protein phosphatase PP1-beta catalytic subunit-like
Exons: 8
Coding region: 87-1070 (327 amino acids)
Biological process (GO): circadian regulation of gene expression; regulation of circadian rhythm
Cellular component (GO): cytoplasm; nucleus
Molecular function (GO): protein serine/threonine phosphatase activity
Source: RefSeq, a predicted model, not a curated record
GUGAAGUAAUAGUUCCCCCUCAGUAGCGCCCUCCAGUGUCCGCUGUGGAUAUUAACCAGCAGACACUGUUCAACAUCAGUGUGAAGAUGGCGGAGGGUGAAUUGAACGUGGAUAGCCUCAUCUCUCGGCUUCUGGAGGUGCGGGGAUGUCGUCCGGGGAAGAUAGUCCAGAUGACCGAGGCAGAGGUUCGUGGUCUUUGCAUCAAAUCCAGGGAGAUCUUCCUCAGCCAGCCAAUUCUGCUGGAGCUCGAGGCUCCUCUGAAGAUUUGUGGUGACAUCCAUGGGCAGUACACCGAUCUGCUGAGGCUGUUUGAGUAUGGUGGCUUCCCUCCAGAAGCAAACUAUCUCUUCCUGGGUGAUUAUGUGGACAGAGGGAAGCAGUCCCUGGAAACCAUCUGUCUUUUGCUGGCCUACAAGAUCAAAUACCCAGAGAACUUUUUCCUGCUCAGAGGAAACCACGAGUGUGCUUCCAUUAAUCGUAUCUAUGGGUUCUAUGACGAAUGCAAGCGCAGGUUCAACAUUAAGUUGUGGAAGACCUUCACAGACUGCUUUAACUGCCUCCCCAUUGCUGCUAUAAUUGAUGAGAAGAUCUUCUGCUGCCAUGGAGGGCUUUCACCUGAUUUGCAGUCAAUGGAGCAGAUCCGUAGGAUCAUGAGGCCAACAGACGUGCCAGAUACAGGCCUUCUGUGCGACCUGUUGUGGUCGGAUCCGGAUAAGGACGUGCAAGGCUGGGGAGAAAAUGAUCGUGGAGUCUCCUUCACCUUCGGAGCUGAUGUGGUCAGCAAGUUCCUGAACCGCCAUGACCUGGACCUCAUCUGCAGAGCCCACCAGGUUGUGGAGGAUGGCUACGAGUUCUUUGCCAAACGCCAACUGGUCACACUUUUCUCUGCUCCAAACUACUGCGGGGAGUUUGAUAAUGCAGGCGGCAUGAUGAGUGUGGAUGAGUCCCUCAUGUGCUCCUUCCAGAUCCUAAAGCCUUCAGAGAAGAAGGCCAAGUACCAGUAUGGUGGAGUAAAUUCUGGUCGGCCUGUGACCCCACCCCGCACCACCCAAGCUCCCAAAAAGAGGUGAACACCCAACUGUAGCUUUCCCCAUUCCUUGUCAUUUUGUCCAUUCCAGAUCUGACGUUAUGGCAACCCCACACCAACCCUUAAAGAGAGACGAUCUGGGGCUUAUCUGAUAGUCCAAAUCUUCCUCCUCCUCCUCCACUCAGCCAGCCUCUCGUCAGCACCACUGACAGCUCUUUUCUUAAUGUGUGUAUGUGUAUAUAAAUUUGCUGUGAUUUCUCUGUUGGGUUUAUGCUUUAAGUUUGGAUUUUUCUUUUGAUAUUUUUGAAAAAUUUACCUUUUUGGUGGUUUUAAUUCUAACACUGUUUGAGGUUUUCUGAGGUUCUCUGCUGUGUUAGGAAGUGCUUUGUUUUUCUGUCAAAGAACAAUGUGACCAAGUUACAAGAAACCUUUUGGUCUUCAUAGAAAACAAAUGAAGAUUUAACUUAAUUUUGCUUUGACCUUAAGACCAGCAAAAAAUAUCCUCUUGCGUUUUAAUUCGGACUGUUGAUACACUGCAGCACCAAACCAACAGAUGCAAGUCUUAUUUCAACUUAUCACAGCAUGUGUAGUACUCUUAGUGGUUCUUGUGCACAUGUACUUUUUAUUUAUUUAUUUUUUUUACCAUGAAUAAAGAGCACCUUCAUAUUCGUUGAACAGACCAGCUUGAAUGAACAAAUUAGGCUCUUCUGAUUAUGGACAUCCCCUACGCUAACAAAAUGUCUUCUCGGCGUGGGUUUUGUCCACUCCGUUUUGUCUCCCUGUACCUCGACUCUACUCCUUCACAGAAAAAAACUGCUGCUUUCUCACACUAAGCUGGUAUUGACCCUUUUCUGUCAUUUUUUUCCUCAUUUCCCCCUCUAAUCUUCUCAUUUUGUGGUGAGAGCAAGAGAUCUGAUGAGUCUCAUCAGAACAAGUUAUGAAUGUCAGUGGGGUUGGCACGUAUUGUUUUAAAGGUAAUGAUAAAUAACAAAAUCUCAGAAACCACUCAUAAUAGUUUGCUUAAUACCAGCUUUCUUCUCCUCACCCAUUCAGUUGAGGUACAAGGUGUGAAAACGAACAGAGCUGGGAGGGGGCUAGUAGUUUUAGCUUUGCUGUGUGAUUGUGUUGCCACCUGGUGUGUAAAUACGACACUACGGUGCAAAAACAGUGUAAGCCUCAUGUAUUACAGUAAGUCUCUAAAUAGAUGGGAAAGCGUUUUUCAUGACAUUGCCAGUAUAAAAUAUGGUAUUGCUUACUGUUCUGCACUACCACAGUUAUACUAACCAGCUAAAGGUUGGUUGGAGUCUGCUCAUAAGAUGCUUUUGCAUUUGAAAACGGAACAGUUGCUUCUCUUUUCAUUUUCUUAAUUAGUUUUGUUGUAUUUUUAUGUUUGUUUUUUCAUUAUUAAUUACUUUCAGUUGGCUUAAUUUAUUUCCUUGGUGUUACCAAAAGCUGUUUUGCAGUUUGUAAAAGUUUAUUUGAAAGUGAAUACAUUCAAUAAAAUUGAUGAAAGGUAAA